Cannabis sativa is the source of this 985-nucleotide messenger RNA. RefSeq names its product hevamine-A-like. NCBI's taxonomy places the organism in Eukaryota, Viridiplantae, Streptophyta, Magnoliopsida, Rosales, Cannabaceae. The record is from RefSeq and is a predicted model, not a curated record. Gene Ontology annotation, molecular function: chitinase activity. Gene Ontology annotation, cellular component: extracellular region. Gene Ontology annotation, biological process: carbohydrate metabolic process. The transcript has a single exon. The coding region runs from base 29 to 955 and encodes 308 amino acids.
AAAGUUUAUUAGAAAGAAAAAAAAAACAAUGGCUAGAGAUAAUUCUCAACAAUUGAUCAUAUUUCUUGUCCUUGGUAUCAUUUCAACCUUAGCUUUCUUAGUCCAAACCUCCAAUGCAGGUGGCAUAGCCAUCUACUGGGGCCAAGCAAGUAAUGAAGAAACCCUUAUGGCUACUUGCAAGUCAGGAAGGUACAAAUAUGUCAUGAUAUCCUUUCUCAACAAGUUUGGCAACGGCCAAAACCCGCAGCUUAACCUUGCUAGCCACUGCAACCCCGUGGGAGGUGGUUGCAGGGUCGCUAGCAAAGGUAUAAAAGCUUGUCAAAAGAAAGGAAUCAAAGUGUUCCUUUCCAUUGGUGGCGGCAUUGGAAAGUACACUCUAACUUCCAAAGCCGACGCCAAAAAAGUAGCUGACUACUUAUGGCACAACUUCUUAGGUGGCAAGUCAAGCUCUCGUCCCUUGGGCGACGCGGUUUUGGAUGGAAUUGAUUUUGACAUCGAGCUCGGAAACCCUAAUUACUACGACGAUCUAGCUAGGUUUUUGAAAGGUCGUAGUACAAGUAAAAGGCCUGUUUUGUUAAGUGCUGCUCCUCAGUGCAUAUAUCCUGAUAGGUUUGUUGGUGAGGCUCUUAAGGCUGUGAGUUUUGACUAUGUUUGGGUUCAGUUUUACAACAAUGGUCCUUGCCAGUAUGAUUCCAAAACUGACUCUGUUAAGAAGCUUCUUAAGUCUUGGGAGGAAUGGAACAAAAACUUAACUAAGGCCAAGAAGAUCUUUAUGGGGUUGCCGGCGGCCAGAAAGGCAGCCGGGAAAGUUGGAGGGUACAUUCCGGCGAGUGAACUGAAGUCAAGGGUUCUUCCAAAGAUUAAGAAGUCCAAAAAGUAUGGAGGUGUGAUGCUUUGGAACAAGUUUUGGGAUGUUCAGAAUAAAUAUAGUAAUGCCAUUGUCCGAAGUGUUUAAUUUACUAUAACUAAAGGUGUGAAAUAAUAA